Periophthalmus magnuspinnatus is the source of this 3556-nucleotide messenger RNA. It is a transcript of the gene uspl1, whose product is annotated as ubiquitin specific peptidase like 1. The record is from RefSeq and is a predicted model, not a curated record. Lineage: Eukaryota; Metazoa; Chordata; Actinopteri; Gobiiformes; Gobiidae. Gene Ontology annotation, molecular function: SUMO binding. Gene Ontology annotation, biological process: protein desumoylation; Cajal body organization. Gene Ontology annotation, cellular component: Cajal body.
GGGACACUAAAAGCUGUGGCACCGACGCCGGCACUCAGCGGAAAAAGGACGAUUGUCACACGAAAGGAGAAUAAAGUGCACAUGGAUCUAACCGCGACCUACACGGCAUCAGCGAAUAUAUGUUGUAUAUUAUAGAAUACAAGGAUGUAGUAAGGAUUAUGUAAUUAUUAGAUUUUGCUCUGUGGGUGGUGAGCCAGGUGGUGGUGACAUGGUAGUAUUCACGGAUUGGUUUCGGUCGCCUGUGAUCUCAAGAAGCGCCUGUGGUUUGCCAAUGGCUGGUGAAGACACUGGUUUGGAGGCUGUAGCCUCACCGAUGGUGGGGUAUUUGGGAAAAGUUCAGGAAAGGGCUACUUCCCUGGACAACUGUCCAUGGUGCCAGGCAAAGGGUCAGACUUAUGCUUUGCACUCCUGUCACUUAAACUUCGAGGAGAAAAUAAUGCUCUGCACAAAUCCACAGUGCCUGUUCCCAUUGGUCAGCCGGCCUUUGGAAGAUGUUUUGGUCAGCUUGGUGCCUGUGGAGCCAGCUACUGGAACCAAAAGGAAAAGUCCCAAAACACUUGUGGCCGAUGAUGGACUCAGAACCACUUCACCAAAAGGCCCGCAAUUAAAAGAACUUGAAAGCUCAAAUGAUGACAAAGUGCACAAUACAGUUGGUACUUCCAGUAGAACACCUUUUGAUGUGGAAGCACAUGUAGGUCAUUUUGAUGGCUCAGAAACAAAGCAGUUGGAAUGGUUACAACAAAAAGACUGUAUUUUUGAUAAAGACUGGGAUUCUUGUACAGAUAAUCAAAAUGUUUCCCUAAAAACAACUGAAGACAAAGAAAAUGUGCUAAAAACCUUACAAACUAUUAACAAUCAAGAAGAGCUUUCCUGCACAGACAACAGAAUAAAUGGAGAAGACCAUAGCUUUGCAAACACAGUACCACUGGAUAGAGAUUGCAGUUUACCAAAUGGGGAUGUAUCUUCUAUUAAAAAUACUCCAUUGACUAUGCAGUGUGAAGCUAUGGGAAAUGCCAAACCCAUGUUAGUUGAGAACACUUUAAUGCUGUCGGAUAUUGAAGUUGCCCAUUCAGAAACGGAAGACAUGCCAUUUACAGAAACAAACCUUGAGGAGGAGCUUGUGUCUGCUCCAGUUGAAAUUUUUUGGCAAAAUAAGGAUAACCUCUGCUGGCUGGACUCUCUGCUUGUGGCAUUAGCUAAUUUAAGGAGCAUAAGAAAUCUAAAACCUAAAGAUGAGCCCAGACAGUCGCCAAUGUGGACACUUCUGGCAGGUUAUGAUGAUGCAUAUGCAACCAUUCAGAGUCAACAACAGACUGACAAAGAUGGCUUCUUGAAGGUCCCAAACCACUUGCUGCACAAAAUCAACACCGACCUUGAAUCUCUCCGGAUGUCGGUCUUCAAUCUCUUGCAGCCAAAGCUUCACUGCAAACUUGGUCAGAAUGAAACUCCAGUCUUUGCUCUACCUCUCUUGGUGAAGCUGGAUUCCUGGUUGGAGUCACUUUUUCAAUCCACAUUUUACUGGGAUUUUAGAUGCACUGAAUGCAAAAGCAACACAAAAGAGAAUGUUGUGAAGACGCUUCCCACUUUCACAAGCAUUGUUCCUGAUUGGCAUCCACUCAGAGCAGUUCAUCUGGCCCCAUGCAACAACUGCCACAGGAAAAAACAGAGGCGGAGAAUGGUGCUACAGGAAGUUCCUCCUGUAUUUGCCCUGCACUUUGUUGAGGGACUUCCUGACAACAACAUACAAGUCUAUAACUUCAGCUUCAAGAAAAAGUUCUACUCAGUCACUGCUAUCAUUCAGUACAGCAGUUCACUCAAGCACUUUGUCACCUGGAUUCAUAAAUCUGAUGGGUCAUGGGUGGAGUUUGACGAUUUGAAAUACCCUCAGUGUAAAUCGUUCAAGAUUCUCCCAGUUCCAGCUCAGGAAAUCCAUGUUGUAUUUUGGGAGGAAGAGCAGCACGAGGAGUCCCGGGCUUGUUCUCCAUCCACCACCUUCACUGAAUGUCUCCCCUCCUCAAAGCACAUCAACCACAGUUCAAGAGACUUGGAUUUGAUCACAAAUGACUGGUUGCAGUGCUCACCUGACCAGCUGCUUCUUAAUCCCCAAAACAGUUCUGAUAUUAUGGACGACAUCUCUGAACAGGAUACUGCAAUCACAGCAGAGGUUGAUACUACUAUUGGUUCCACUACGCUACUAGACGCCUUUGAAGGACUAACACACAAUGACAUUAUCACGCUUACUUUAGUUGAAAUUAACAAAGAUUCCCAACAGCCACCUUCCAAUGCAACUGAUGACGAAAUUGAACAAGCUAAAGAUUUCAAAAGUCAGAAUGUUAACAGUGAAAUGCAGGAUUCAUUCAAAAAUGCUACUGUCUUUGCUCCAGACAGCUCAUUGACCAUUGAAACAAUAGAAAAACCUAAGGAGAAUGACUGUGACCAUUCUGUGUCAGAACCAGAAGUGUCUGAACAAGAAGACAACAUGGCUCAUGACCCAACUUUUGAGCCACAACCUAAAAGAGGACAAAAGAGGAGAAGAACAGAAGUUACUGCACAAGUUAAAAGACUAAAAGUGGCCACUCCUAAAGGAAAACUUGCUAAAACUAUAUCCACUACUCCUGUUCAGUGCAAAUCUUCUCCUACUGUAACCUCAAAGCCCAUGUCUCCAGUUUCCUCUACUGUUCCUACACUUCUAAUCGUCCCUAAAACUUCUGUGAUCCAACCAGAGCAAAAAGGUUGGUGCCACCUGCUUGAACGCUCACUGGGGCACAUACAGAACACAUCCAAAAUAAAUACAAACCGAAAACCAGCCAUGCAAUCGAAGAAAGUUUUUCCUAUCCCCUUGGCUCCACAACAGAGGGGCGCUGUUACGAUUAAAGUGACACCUAAACCAAUGCUGAGGACAGAGGACAGCGGAGGUCUGCCGUUGAAGGCAGCCGAAAUGUAUGGAGCAUUUGGAUGCAAGAACGCAAAACUCAAUUCUACAGUUGUAAAUAUAAAUAAAAUGCCUCUUGAGCCACCUGUUCAAAAAGCUGUAACAUAUAACACAGUCAUGGACGAUUCAUUGAGUACAUCAGUUGCAGGGCUUGCCAAUAACAUAACGUCCUGUAAGAAAACCAAAUCAUCAAAAAUGCCUUCAGGACUAAGCGAGACUGAAAUGCUUAGGUACAAACUCUUUAAAAAACUAAAAGCAAAGAAGAAAAAACUAGCAAAGUUGAAUGAAAUGUUGGGACAAUCAGGAGGUGACAGCUUCAAACCAGAUAGCACUAAUCUUUCACCAAACACAGUUACCUCCAGCACUUUGGAUUACGAGUUUUUCUCAGAUCUCCUCUCUCCAGCUACCACUAUAACCAGUAACUUGUCACCGGACAGCACGGACUUCCUGGAGAUGUUAGCUAAUGGGCAAGAAGCCACUGUGGGGGCAGAGAUGUCAGCAGAUACACUGGUACAGCCAUCUACAGGGGCAGAGACGGCAGACUUUUUGGAUGAAUUUAUGUCUCAAGCUGUAGUGGAAAGACCAAGAGAAGAUGCGCUUAGUGCGUUAGAUUUGUUCCUUUAA